UCCCCUCCCGCCUGCAGGAAGCCUACUGUGCCUACACCAUCAUCCUCAUGGCGCUCCUCUGGUGCACCGAGGCUCUGCCCCUGGCUGUCACCGCCUUCCUCCCCACCGUCCUGUUCCCCAUAAUGGGCAUAAUGAGUGCCUCCGUGGUCAGCACCGAGUACCUUAAGGACACCAACAUCCUAUUCAUCGGGGGGAUGCUAGUGGCCCUCGCCGUGGAGCACUGGAAUCUGCACAAGCGCAUUGCCCUCCGCGUGCUCCUCAUCAUUGGGGUGCGGCCCUCCCUGCUGAUCCUGGGCUUCAUGGUGGUUACGGCCUUCUUGUCCAUGUGGAUCAGCAAUACCGCCACCACUGCCAUGAUGGUGCCUAUCGCCCAUGCCGUUCUGGAGCAGCUGCACAGGAUGCCCAUGGGCAAGGAUGUUGAGGAGGGCAGGAGCAACUCCGCCUUUGAACUCCAGGAACCAAGUCCCCAGAAGGAAGAGACCAAGCUUGACGAGAAAGACCGCAAGCAGGAUGGCCCCGCCCCGCCUGCCCCUUCGGAGUCCAAGGCGCAGCAGAACGAGGAGCAGCUCCGCUUCGCCCGCGGCAUGAGUCUGUGUGUGUGCUACUCGGCCAGCAUCGGGGGCAUCGCCACCCUGACUGGCACCACAACAAACCUGGUGAUGCAAGGCCAGGUCAACUCGAUCUUCCCCCAAAAUGGCAACGUGGUGAACUUCGCCUCCUGGUUUGGCUUUGCCUUCCCCACCAUGGUCAUAUUGCUGCUGCUUUCCUGGGUGUGGCUGCAGUUCCUCUUCUUAGGCUUCAACUUCCGGAAGAACUGUGGCUUGGGGGACCAGAUGAGGGAGCAAGAGAAAGCAGCCUUCGAAGUCAUCCGGAGAGAGCACAAACUGCUGGGCCCCAUGACCUUUGCAGAAAAGGCUGUCACCAUCCUCUUUGUCUUAUUGGUGGUGCUCUGGUUCUCUCGGGAGCCAGGCUUUUUCACCGGCUGGGGUAACCUGGCUUUUUCCGAUGAGAAUGGGAAAAGCAUGCCAUCCGAUGGGACAGUAGCCAUCUUAAUCGCUGUAAUUUUGUUCAUCGUGCCCUCCAAGAUCCCAGGGCUGACUCAGGAACCAGGAAAACCAGGGAAGCUGAAGGCCCCUCCUGCACUCCUCAACUGGAAAAUAGUUAAAGAGAAGAUGCCUUGGAAUAUCGUGUUCCUUCUGGGCGGUGGCUUUGCCCUGGCCAAGGGCAGUGAGGAAUCAGGCCUGUCAAAGUGGCUGGGGGACAAGCUGACCCCGCUGGAGAGUGUGCCGCCUCCCGCCAUCGCCUUCAUCCUCUGCCUCCUGAUCGCCACCUUCACUGAGUGCGCCAGCAACGUGGCCACCACCACAAUCUUCCUGCCCAUCUUGGCUUCCAUGUCUCAGGCCAUCUGCAUCCACCCUCUCUACGUCAUGCUCCCCUGCACGCUUUCCAGCUCCCUGGCCUUCAUGCUGCCUGUGGCCACCCCGCCCAACGCCAUCGCCUUCUCAUUCGGAGGCCUCAAAGUGACAGACAUGGCCCAGGCAGGGUUCAUGCUCAACGUCAUCGGGGUCCUGGUCAUCACGCUGGCCAUCAACACCUGGAGCAUCCCCAUGUUCAACCUGCACAGCUUCCCCUCCUGGGCCCAGUCCAACACCACGGGCUUCUGUGGGGUCAGCCAGGCAAACAUCACAACAUCUAGCCCCUAGACCACGGUAUCACCUGGCCCAAGCCAGGAAGACCCACCUCGUUCCUGUUCCUCUGAGCUGGGAGGGGAAACCCCGGCUCCAAGCCAAACGUUGAGAGAAAGGCACAUGUAUACCUAACCUCAUGUGUGUCUUCGAGGAAGAUGUAUGUGAGCUCAGUCCUACGUGUCUGAGGAAAGUGUGUGUACGUGUAUGUACGUGUGUGGUGUGUGUGUGUGUGUGUGUGUAAAGGCGGUGUGUCACGUGAGGAUGUUCUGCAAGGGGGGGUUUGUGUGUGUGAUGAUCCUAGGUGGUGUAUGUUUGACAGUGUACACUUGUGAGGUCACAGACACGACAGCGUGCUCUGUCUGGCACUCCAGGUCUUUUGUCUCCCCAGCUUGGUGGGGGACCAGACCCUUUUGUCCUCUAUUUAUUGAAACUCAGGGUUGGAGCUGCCUGGGCAGCAAAGCCUACCAGCAGUUGCCAUUGCUACAGUCUCUGGGACCGGCCCAACAUACUGAGCUCUCCCCAGCCUCUCAGGUCUGGGGGGAGGUUCAAAUAUCAGCCCCAUUAAAGCCUUUCAGUAGA
Messenger RNA from Physeter macrocephalus (sperm whale), 2267 nucleotides. It is a transcript of the gene SLC13A2, whose product is annotated as solute carrier family 13 member 2. Bases 48 to 1703 code for a protein of 551 amino acids. The record is from RefSeq and is a predicted model, not a curated record. The transcript has 11 exons. Gene Ontology annotation, cellular component: membrane. Gene Ontology annotation, biological process: transmembrane transport. Gene Ontology annotation, molecular function: transmembrane transporter activity. Lineage: Eukaryota; Metazoa; Chordata; Mammalia; Artiodactyla; Physeteridae.